GGCAGCUGGGAGCCUCCUUCAAGUUGUGGUUUGAGCCGGCAGCGCUGGUGGUGGAACACGGCGGAUCGGUCCGGUUUAAGUUGAAGACGGACUGCCAGGAUGUCAACAUGACGGGCAACGUGGAGACGUCGAUUCGGAAGCACGUGACGAAGCCGAGGCCGGGGGAGUUGGUGGUGGAUCUGUUCAACGUCACCCUGUGGAAUUCCAGCAUCCUCGGCUACUACUGCUGCUACUCCGUGAGGGAUGUGGUGUCCACCGAACUCAUCAUCUACCGUAAGGCGCUGUGGGUUAGAGGUGUACCGGACCGGCCGGUGCUGGACCAAAUACCGGCGCUGGAGGUGGGGAAGAGCCACGAACUCGUCUGCUCCGUGGGCGAGGUCGCGCCGAUCCGGAACCUAACGGUGAUCCUGCGGCGAGGCGGUAGCGUUCUGCACAUGGAAACCUUCGAGCGGAGCCAGGAUGAGGUUGGGGAGGUCCUGGUGACCCACCAGCUGGUGGCACAGCGCUGGGACGACGGGCAGAACGUCACCUGCCAGGCACUGCUCGACCUGGCGCCCUCCGGCCCACGCUUCAGCAACACCUCCGACCCGCAGACCUUGGCCGUCUACGAAUUCCCGGAGGAUCCCAAGCUGGAGCCUCACAUCUAUGUGGAGGUCAAUGAGAGGGUGAAAACCAGCUGCGCCGUCGGUCACGUCUUCCCGGUGCCGCGGUACGAGCUGGCGCUCGCCAACCAGACCCUGAAUGUCUCCGUCAGUUUCCCCGUGCCGUCGUUGAACGUCAGCACCACCCACCCGGCAGCCGGCACGGAGGUGACGGGCCUCUGCGCUUUGCCUCCCGGUCACUUCUCCGACCUCCGGCUGCAGAUUCACGCCGGCCACCGCGUCCUGGCGAGGUGGGGACCGUCCCCGCUGAACUUCUCCCUGAUGGUGCACGGGGAAGACAACGGGAUGGAGCUGAGGUGCGAUGCCAAGCUACUGGUGGGCAGCAAAGCUUCGAAGAGGAGCGAGCCCAUCCGGCUCAACGUCACCGCCAAACCCUGGAUGGAUGACGGGAGCUGCCCCCCCAGCCAGAACUGGACGGAGGGGCAGGAGGAGACCCUGCGCUGCAGGGCACGGGGCAACCCCCCGCCCCACCUGGAGUGUGCCAAGGACGGGGAGCCCUUCCCGGCCGGG
Messenger RNA from Eurypyga helias (sunbittern), 1172 nucleotides. RefSeq names its product intercellular adhesion molecule 5-like. The record is from RefSeq and is a predicted model, not a curated record. Gene Ontology annotation, molecular function: integrin binding. The transcript has 5 exons. The annotation marks the transcript as partial. Gene Ontology annotation, biological process: cell adhesion. NCBI's taxonomy places the organism in Eukaryota, Metazoa, Chordata, Aves, Eurypygiformes, Eurypygidae.